AUGGUCCCAGCUGUCCGUGUUGGGAUGCGUUCGCUCUCCCAGCUGUUCCGGGUCUCGGUGGACCCGAAGGUGGUCAGAGGCGAGGGGACGGUCCCGUCUGGGGAGAGGUGGGACGCCGAGCUGGGGCCGCACGGCUGCACCGUGGUCCCUCCGUCCGCCUCCUCCACCCAUCCUCCUGCCGUGGCUUCCCCGCCAGUCCCCCCUUUGCCCACCCCUGGGCUGCUGGACACGCUCUCGUCAGUGGACACAGCCCGCUGCCCCUGCACGGAUCUAGGCCCAGGCUGCGUGCGACACACGUGGCCUCUUGCCCUCUUUGACCAAAAGAAGCGCGCGAUUCACCAGGAGGGCCAGCUCCCCCAGCUGGGCCCUCUGCAAAGGCUCCCCGGGGAGCAGGGCCAAACCUGGGGAUCCCCCUACACUUACAGUCUCCGGUCCCCGCUUUACAACGACUGUGCAAAGUCCCCGCUUUACAACGACUGUGCAAAGUCCCCGCUUUACAACGUCUGUGCAAAGUCCCCGCUUUACAACGUCUGUGCGAAGUCCCCGCUUUACAACGACUGUGCGAAGUCCCCGCUUUACAACGUCUGUGCGAAGUCCCCGCUUUACAACGACUGUGCGAAGUCCCCGCUUUACAACGUCUGUGCGAAGUCCCCGCUUUACAACGACUGUGCGAAGUCCCCGCUUUACAACGACUGUGCGAAGUCCCCGCUUUACAACGUCUGUGCGAAGUCCCCUCUUUACAACGACUGUGCAAAGUCCCCGCUUUACAACGUCUGUGCAAAGUCCCCGCUUUACAACGUCUGUGCAAAGUCCCCGCUUUACCACGUCUAUGCAAAGUCCCCGCUUUACAACGACUGUGCAAAGUCCCCUCUUUACAACGACUGUGCAAAGUCCCCGCUUUACAACGACUGUGCAAAGUCCCCGCUUUACAACGACUGUGCAAACCCAGUUUCCUCCCAACACCGUCCCAAAGAAGAACUGAAUUCCUUCCAGCGGCAGCCACUACUGCCACCGGGCGCAGCCCCUGGACAGAUGAGGUACCCCCCAAGCUGGCGGGAAGGGAAGGACCCGGUUUUCCUCGCCAAGGACUUCAAUCUGCUGAAUCUGAACCAUCAGCAGCCGGGAGGAAAUGGGCACCGGCAGACGUCAAAGGUAAGUCGGGCGCAGCUGUACAGCCUGUAUGAGGAGAAGGUGCGGCCCUGCAUCGACCUCAUCGACUCCCUGCGGGCCCUGGGCGUGGAGCAGGACCUGGCCCCGCCCCCCAUCGCUGACAUCCGGGACCAGAGCUCGGGCAAGAGCUCCGUGCAGGAGGCAGUGUCGGCGGGGGUGGGGGGGGUCGCCCUUCCCAGAGGCAGCGGGAUCAUAACCAGGUGUCCGCUGGUGCUGAAACUGACAAAGCAGGCGUGCAAGUGGACCGGGAGGAUGCGCUGCCGGAAGACGGAGCUCCAGGUGCAAGACCCCUCACAGGUGGAGAGAGAAGUACGUGAAGCCCAGGAUGCCCUGGCUGGCAACGGAGUUGGCAUCAGCCACGAGCUCAUUAGUCUGGAGAUCACCUCUCCUGAGGCUGCAGAUCUGACCCUCGUUGAUCUUCCCGGCAUCACCAGGGCGGCCGUGGGAAACCAGCCCCAGGAAAGCGGGGUUGGGAUCCAGGCACUCAUCAAAAAGUACAUCCAGAGGCAGCAGACAAUCAACUUCGUGGUGGUCCCCUGCAACGUGGAGAUUGCCAUCACGGAGGCACUGAGCGUGGCUCAGGAGGUGGACCCCGAUGGAGACAGGACCGUAGGAAUCCUGACCAAACCAGAUCUAGUGGACAAGGGCGCCGAGAAAGGCGUCCUGACAGUCAUGCGGGACCUCACACACCGUCUCAGGAAAGGCUACACGAUAGUGAAGUGCCGGGGUCAGCAGGAGGUCACGAGCAAGCCGAGCUUGGCCGAAGCAACCAAGAAGGAAAUGAUGUUCUUUCAGACACAUCCGUACUUCAGGAGCUCGCUAUUCCUGAACAACAAGUUCGGGAAAUCGCUCCCUUUGUCAGAGAAUCAAAUAAAGGAGAGUCACCAGAGGGCGACAGAGGAGCUGCGCCAGUGUGGAGACAACAUCCCCAGCAAUGAAGCCGAUAAAGUGUUCUUUCUGAUUGAGAAAAUUAAGGUGUUUAAUCAGGACAUUGAAAAGUUAACAGACGGAGAAGAAAUUGUAAAGGAGAAAGAGUCCCGCUUAUAUAACAAAAUCAGAGAGGAGUUUACAAGCUGGAUACUCAUACCUGCAGCCAAUAUCCAAAAAGGUAAGUCUGGGGAUAGGGCUCCCAAUAAGAUUGAAGACAUAACAAAACAAGUGGAAACAGCAGACAAUCUGAUGCGGCUUCAAUUCAGGAUGGAGCAACUGAUUUAUUGUCAAGAUCAGAUUUACAGCGUGGUUCUGAGCAGAGUCUGAGAAGAGAUUUUUAACCCAGUGGGAAAGGCUCCACAGAAUCUUCAGUCCAAAUCGCCCCUUUUAAAUGAUCCGCCUUCAUUUUCUGCCUUUGUUGAGAUCUGGGUCCACCUGAACGUGUAUUUCUCGGAAACCAGCAAACAUCUCACCAACCAGAUCCCAUUCAUAAUUCAGUAUUUUAUGCUCCAAGAGAAUGGUGAUUACUUGCAGAAAGCCAUGAUGCAGAUACUACAGGAAAAACAGCACUAUUCCUGGCUGCUUCAAGAACAAAGUGACACGACAGCCAAGAGGAGAUUCCUUAAGGAGAAAGUUUACCAGCUGGCUCAGGCAUGGGGAGCUCUCUAUGAAUUCCCCCAGUUAAAGGGAUUAAAAGAAGUAGGAAUGAAGAAUUAUGUAGUUAGAGAAUGACUAGCUCUGUACCUCCAG
Molecule: messenger RNA, 2850 nt
Organism: Kogia breviceps (pygmy sperm whale)
Lineage: Eukaryota; Metazoa; Chordata; Mammalia; Artiodactyla; Physeteridae
Source: RefSeq, a predicted model, not a curated record